UCGCUUCCUGGCUGCUUCGUCCGUCCCCCGUCCGUCUCGCCCAAUCGCCCUCUCGUCUCGUCUCCGCUCCGCUCCCCAGCAGGACCCGCGACGCCUCUCCUCGCCCAGUGCCGCCACUCCCAGCCUUGACUCGUUCGCUGGGACCGAGCACCGCCUCGUGCUCUUCGCCGUGCUUCUGCGGGCUCCUCCUCCUCUCCUCCGCGCCCGGCGCGGCGCCGUCCUGGUGGUUCCGCGGGGCGCCGGUCGGGCGCGAUCGGACGUGCGGCCAACCCGCCCGGCUCCGGAGAGAUAUAUUGUAAAAUGGAAGUACUGCGUGAUAUGCACCUGCCACCAGGAUUUGGAUUCCAUCCUUCGGAUCCUGAACUUAUUUCUCACUAUCUGAAGAGGAAAAUACUUGGCCAGAAAAUUGAAUAUGAUCUUAUACCAGAGGUGGAUAUAUACAAGCAUGAACCAUGGGAUUUACCUGCAAAGUGCAAUCUUCCAAUCAAGGACAACAAGUGGCAUUUCUUUGCCUCUCGUGACAGGAAGUACCCUACUGGCUCUAGGUCAAACAGGGCAACACUCGCUGGUUACUGGAAAUCAACUGGGAAGGACCGAGCCAUAAAGCUGAACAAGCGAACUCUAGGAACAAAGAAGACUCUAGUUUUUCAUGAAGGCCGGCCUCCCUCUGGCAGACGCACUGAGUGGAUUAUGCAUGAGUACUACAUAGACGAGAAUGAAUGUAAAGUCAGCCCUGAUAUGAAGGAUGCCUUUGUCCUCUGCCGUGUUACUAAAAGAAGUGACUGGGCAUUAGAUAAUGAUAAUGAGGUGGGCAACAGGAACUCUCAUCUGGAACAACUAGAUGAUGCUGCUACAUCAGUUGUCAGCACUGUAAAGCCAGAAGAUGCUGCUGCCUCAGUCAUCUGCCCAGAAGAAUCGAAUCAUGCUGCUACACCAGUUGGCAGUGCUGAACUAUGUAAUGAUGUUGCUCAGGCAGCUAUCACUCCUGAUUCAAGAUCUCCAAAUGGUGGCAUUGAACUGGAAACAUGGCUGGAAGAACUGUUGGAUCCUUCACCUUCAUUUAACCUUGUAGCUGAUACUGGUUCUGCUGGCGUGUCUCUGACUGAACAAUGUGCUGAAUCAUCGAAUUUGCAGAAUCCUGGUUUCAUGGCUCCAAAUAUUGGACCAGGCCAUGCUAGCCCUAUCCAGGAUGGAACAGAUGCCACAGACUACCUAUUCACUGAUGAUCUUCCUGAGGAUCUUUACAGUAUGUUGUAUCCUGGUACUGACCAGUUCAAUGAUAAUAUAUUCUUGGAACAAGUUGGCCAGGAAGGUAUUGCUUUUCCUACCAACCAGGCAUACUACAUGAUGGGAACAGAUGCUUAUGCUCUUCCAAACAACUUUGAGAAUGGAACUCCGAAUGUUGAAUUGCAGUUAGACCAGGAAAAUGACCAGAUGAAUCUGCCAAAUGGAAAUGUUGACACUGGAAUUGCAAUACGAAGUCGCAGAGCAACAGCAUCUCCUGCUAACAUUUCACUAGCAUAUGGCAAUAUUAAAAUGCAGGUUGGAAUUAAGAGGAUGGUCACAAGUAAUUCCGAAUCUAUCAACCAGACUAUGAAGUUUACACAUAACAGUGGUCGUCGUCUUGAUCUCAGGACUGAUGUUGAACACCAGAAGAAAAAUACAAACAAUGUCAUUUCUGCCAAGCAAUCUGAUGCAGCCAAGACUGAAGGCCACAGCAAUCAAGGUUAUCUCAAGGGCUUCAAAAGAUGUUCAUCAGCUGGGUUCAAGUCAUACAUAUUUGUUGCCUUUUUUGUGGUUGGAGUUGCUGCUGCAGCUGCAGCGCUGCAUUAUCACCGCUCUGGUGCCAACCUAUAAAUUUGAAUCAUCAAAGAUCAGCACGCUUAGUUGUAGCUCUAGUGAUCAGCGGCAGCAUUGGCUUGAGCUUAGAAUCUUCCCGGCUUCAUCCUUGGAGUAGUUCGUCAGCUUGGGGUUACUGGCCUUCUGGGGAUACAUUUGUGUGACCACUGAUUCCCAGCUAUCUCCACACGUUUUUUUUGUGGUGCUGUACAUAUUAAGUUUUUUCUUCUUUUUUGAUCGUCUAGUUGCUACCAACGGGUGCCUAUCAAAAAAGAAAAAAAAAGGGAAAAAGGGUUGGGGGUGUAUGAACAAAAAAAGAUGUAGCUUUGGCUUUUGUAAUCUGAACCAUGCUCAUAAAUGAUAGUGGAUGACUACAUUAUUAUUACACA
Molecule: messenger RNA, 2228 nt
Organism: Sorghum bicolor (sorghum)
Lineage: Eukaryota; Viridiplantae; Streptophyta; Magnoliopsida; Poales; Poaceae
Product: NAC domain-containing protein 74
Exons: 5
Coding region: 301-1857 (518 amino acids)
Biological process (GO): regulation of DNA-templated transcription
Molecular function (GO): DNA binding
Source: RefSeq, a predicted model, not a curated record